AUUUUCUACCAGAAGCCAAGUGCGUAACAUAAACCGAGCCAAUGUCAGAAGUCCAUCACGGUUGUAUAAACCGUGCUUUGUUCAACCAAGCUGUCAAAAUGGGCUGAGACGUUUGUUUGUUUUGUUUCAUUCGAAAAGGUUUCUUCACGGCAGACGGAUGCUGUAGCGCACGGUUUGCUGGAGAGGAGAUAAAUGCCCCAAAAGUUCUAACAGAAAGAAUCUAUCGUGUAAUUGCUUUCAUUGAAGAUAGUCGACUAUAAAAACGAGCGCGUGUGGAUUGUGUGCACUAAUACCAAGCUGGCGUUUUCCAGCAAAACGGCAGUAACGGCCCGCGUACCUUUGCGUCUCCGCGUGAAUUGUGUGUGCACAGGAGGCACAUCCCGUGAACCAACGAAACGCCUUUUUGUUGGAAGCGAAUGCUAGUGCGAAAGGUUUGUGAAGGGUGGAAAAAAAUAAUGUAACAAGUGAAGCGAGUGUCGUGUUUUGCGCGAAUCAAGCAAAUUGUCGGCGAAAGUUAUUAAAGGAUGCGCUUCCGGGAGGCAAAUCACUGGCGCGGUUGCUGUUAGUAACAGUAGUAGUGAUGAUGGUGCUUUGGUAGUGGUGUAGUGUGUGGGGGUUUUAAUUUGCUGGCACCUUGCUCGCUUCCCGUCACCCGUCGUGCGUGUCGGUGCGUGUUGAUUACAACAGAUCUGAAAGGGAAAGAUUAGCAACGGAGCAGUAACUGACCUCCGUGGGUGUGUUUGCUGUGUGUGUGUAUGUGUAUAUAUGUCGCUGUAGUAGGCGUGGAAGUUUGGCGAGGAUUUCCCGAAAGUAAAAAAGUGCGAAAGCACCUGUUUGGCAUGGGCUGCUGAUUGAAAGUGUGUCGUUUCCCAAAAAUUUGCGUAAAUCACAGUGCUUGUGCGGUGUAACAACCCUUUUCGCUACCGGAAUAAAGCGUCAAUUUCAACAACCCCGGGUGUAGUGCUCUGAAUGUGUCCCGUUUGGUCCAGUCACCGGCUUCGGUACGGGUUUUCCCACUGUGGAAGGAUGGAAAAUUAAGCAGACCAGGCGAAACCGAAGUCCCACCGGAAGUGGUACUGCCUAGGUUUAAGUGUAGUGAGUGAGUAAGUGAGUGUGUGCGUGUUGUGUUUUUUUUGUGUGGGAGCCUGCCGUUUCAUACGCUACAGAGGAACCUCGUGACGCAAACCGGCCCAUCAACCAGCAUCAGGGUGGAGACCGGUUUUUCCUGCAUUUUCAUUGACCCCUUGGAAUAAUUAGCAGAGUCGGCUGGGGUUUAAAAAAAUGAGCGACAUCAUCGUAGACUACGGAAGCCUCCCGGACGAUGUCCGGGAAAAGUUGGCUGAGCUGGAAUUGGAGCUGUCAGAAGGUAAGCGAACUAUUUUCAAACAUCCUUAAAGAGUAUCAUCAAAAGCUGUGAGUAAAGUAUAAAAUACUAAAUCACGUUUGUUUUAAAAUAUGAUAUCUGUUAUUAGCUCAACAUAUAUUUUUCAAACGUAAACAAUCCGAAUAAUAAUUCCGUUCAAAUAUUAUCAGCAAAGAAUAUCGCGCGACAGCGCAAACCCGUGAUGUGCAGCACGAUUUUGAAAUUUAUCUUCCUAAAUUAUGGGUUGGAGUUGUUGUUUGCUUGCUUUUUUUCGCUCUAAAACUUGUUCAAUCGAUUGUCCAAAGUGCAGUUCGAUUGAAGAAAUAGUUUUUUCGUCGUAAAAUCAUGGAAAACAAAAACAACAAUUGUAAUUCCUAUCUAAGGGUGGAGUCGUGUCCACCCUCUCUUUGAUGCUGAUGAUCAAAUUUUAUUGAACAUUUCCACGUCUGUGACCUUUCUUAGUUUGUUUGUCUCGGUUGGACAAGAAGAUCGAAGUCAUAUAAAAUUCUUUCGCCCCUGUUUAACACUUUCUUUUUUUAUUGUCCUAGUAGAUGCAUCGAAGUUUCACAAGGUCUUGUUAUUUUGCUGACCGGGAUAAGGUUUUGGGGCGUGGAAUUGUUUGUGAGCAACAGUAAAAAAAAAGUUUUACGAAUGUGUAUUUGCUGAUCCCAACGAAGGAUAAUAUAGCAGUCAUGGCCCUGAAAACAACGAAGAAAAAAAACAAUAGCUCAAACUCGUGGCUCUCGAAUUUUGAAUCGAGAACGUUUGUCAUGUUGGCAGAGUAAUGGGCCAUUAUGGUGCGAUGCUUCUGAAGCAUAAUGAUACGUACGUGACGGAUGCAAGUUUAAUAUUUUACACUUCCCGUACUGCAUCGUAAAGCAAAUCGUAAAAGUGUUUGUGUAUGCUGAUAUCUUUCGAUGUCGGUGUUGAAGUAGUUACUUGCUUCAUUCGUAACCGUACGUGUUUAUUUCGAAUUCACUUACCGUUGAUUAUGUGAUGAGAUUAUGAUGCAAUUGUAUACUAGACAAUUUGUGUGUCUUUAACCGAUUGCAAGGUCUUAAAAAAGAAAUAAUAACGUACGACAUACGGUAUAUGACAUGGAAAAAAGAACUAAACUAAAUCAUUGAAUGACGCGUGUUUGGUUCAUAGUCUUAAAGAUGGCACCUGAGUGUAUCGUCAUUAAUUUAUAGCUGAAUUGUGCCCCUCAAUACGUGGUGCAACUCCAGCUAUGGAAUCGCAGCUACAUUAAUAAUUUAAUUCUUAAUGUAGACCGUUUAGUUUUGUUGAUUUUUACUCAUGCAGUGGUAAGAUUUUAAGAAGUUCCAUUACUGUUUUUUCCCCCCGUGUGUUCUAGCUGUAACGACUAAAAAAUACAAGCAUCGUUAAUGAAAAAAAAGCUAACCAUUCUCACUCUCCUUCUCAUUCUCCGUGCACACUGGCCAAGAGUAAAGAAGGUCGCAGGCAAAGAAAACGAAACCAGUUUUCAUCCGCGUCCCGAGCAUAAAAGUUGCUAUUUAUUCCAAAUUCAACGCCCCAGCGUUGAUCGUUUAUUGAAAUUCUCCGCGGGACAGAAGUUCGUCGUCUUGUUGAGCACAGCAUCCGCGGGCAAGAUAUGCUGAACCGGUGAGAUCGAUUUGUCGCUGUCUCUCUCCCACUCGCUCAAACAGUGAGAGUGAGAAGUUUAACUCACGCGUGAGUGUUCGCUUCACAGCAUCCGCACAGAUCCGCAUCCGUGAGAAGAAAUGUGAGAGAUCUGCCGAUCUCUUCAUCGUGAUAGUCGAGAUGAAGAGCUUUCAGUUCAGCUGAGCUUUAGUUUGUGUUUUUUUCGUUAUCUGUUUUUUUCAAGAUCAAUUUACGAGUAAAUAUAAUUUUCCAGGCGUGUGGAAGUAAUAUGCAAAAAUGGCUUUUUCUUUUCUUUUACUCGCAUGAUCAUACUCAUUGCGUUGCAGUUACUUGCGCUCACGUACCUCGCUCAACCGAUCACGCUUUGCCAUUUUCUCUCUGCCUCUCUGUUUCCCUUCUCUGAUGUGGUGAGCUUCACACUACGCUCUCUCUGCUCACGGUGAAGGAAAGCUUUCGUGGUGGAUCAUCGGCGAUCGCAACAGGGCGCAUUUAUUGCCCGUCCUCGACACUAACGCACAGUUAACUGCCGUCUUCCGUUUGGACCGGUUCGCGGGUUCGUUUCGACCGUUCGGUUUAUCGCGCGAUGUUCCGUCCGUCAAGCUGAUGGUGCCCUUGAUGUGUUAUUGUUAGCCCCCUUGUUUCUGGGGAAAGCUUGUUGUUUAUGAAGUGUACAGUUUUGCAAUUGGUGCAAAUUUAUUUUUGUGUUACAUUUUGUGCAGCAACAUAAUUCAUCUGGAGUACAGAUAACAUAUCAAUGCAGUGGCUUUCGGGUGGGGGAUGAAAACAAGUGAAUGUGUGGCGUUAAACCUGGUGUACAGAAAUUAUAUUGUUUGGUAAAAUAAUACGCACAAGAGAAAAAAAAUCUUAAAAAUCCUCUCUGUAAUUAUAUCCUGUCAGUAUCUAAUAGUGGAAAGAAAUAAAAAUCAACGUUCAUCAGCCUGUGCCUGGGCAGCGCCGUGUCUUCCAGUGAGAUACUCUCCUGCUGAGAAGUUUUGUUUUUCCGCGAUGUGUACAAGCUGCACAGCUGAAAAAUGAAUCCCGCACAAGAACGACAGCACCGUCGGAGUUAGGGGACGUUUUGUAGGUGCGCGUCAUCCUCGUUUUGUGUGCAUCGGUACCGCAGAACCCAGGCAUGGUGGCGCAUGAACCAUGAAGCCAAUCACGUUCGAAUCGAUACGCAAUCUGUUGAAGACGAAAAAGAAGCAGAAAGACAAAUCCAACAUCGACCAAAGCUUCAAACGGAGCGACUCGUUCAAGCGCAUUAGCAUCCGGAAGAGUUAUCUCGAGCGAGGUCGCAAACGCAAUGCAGCAGCAGUGCUCCGAGGUUCGACCAAAAAUCUGGUCAACAUCAACGAGUUUGAGGAUCAGGCAAAGGUAGUGAAGGGACCGGAGAAGCUAAGGUUGAACGGAGAUGCGGAAGGUACACAGGUGAAAGAUAGUUCUGAGGUGCACGCAUCGGAGAAAACAGGUGCGUCCUCUUCCAUCACGAAGCGAGUGUCCCCACCGGAACUUUCUUUCGAGGAGAAGCUAGAAUCGAAUGAUGCGUCGUUGGAUGAAAAGAUUCGCGCACUGCAGGAGAUCAACGAUCGGUACAUCAAUGAAAAUCGUAAUCUCGUGGAAAAGACGUACGAAGUUUCCCGGAAGGUAGAGAAGAUAAAGAUCAAGAAACCGCCCAGACCUUCGAAACAGUCGAUUGGUGCGUCCCAGCAACAGGCUGCCCCUAGGAAAUCUAUCGAAAAUGAAGUACAAAACAAUGAUCUCAGCAGCAAAACGAUCACGUCAGGUUCGCAGGAGAGGCAAGGGAAGUUAACGAAACCGCACGUCCAAGAUUCCAUGGGUAGUACCGGACGGGUGAAGAAUAUCUCACACGUUAACAUAAAUGUCUCCUCAGACGCUAUCCCCGAGGAGGAUGAAGCGAACGAAGGUAGCAUGCGUGGCGGUAAGGUAUCUGAGGAUACGGCGGACGACAAGUCAUUCUAUAGCAUCAGUACGUUCACGAUCGAGAGCAAUACGCUUACGAACGCAGGCAAUAACAAUACGAAUGCUUCGUCGAAAAAAUCGUUCCGGAGUAGCUUCAGCACUGGUACGAGCAAAACGACCACCAACGAAUUGCCCACACUGGUUACAAUCCGAACGUACUGUGAGCCGAACUCUUUGAUGCAAUCCACUACCCAUGUCAACGAGCGGUAUCUGGAGACUAGUUUUGACAACUGUCCGGAGGAGCUCGAGCCCGUUCGCGAACAUAAGCCGCAGGUAGUGAAGGUGGUGAAAGAAACGCUAGCACCUGCCCCACCGUCCGGUACGAAUACCGGCGAGCGACAAAGAAGUCCUUCCCGGAUUCCAAGGAUUAACACGCAAACGUUCAAAAUGAUACGUAGCAAAUCGAGAGAUGGGAUCGUUAUACGCAUCCCGGCGAUGGAUGGACAGGAGACGGAUGGCAUCGAAAAUGCUGGUUCAAAGUCGGACAGUGGAGGUCUUAAGGAGCCGGAAGAUAAUCUAAACCGACAGUUGAGCAACGAUUCCGCGCUCGAUUUGAUCGACGUCGAUAUCAAGGUGGACGAGAAAGAUUUGCGCCACGGUUUGGGAGGCUCAACACAGAACUUGACCGGUACGGUGACGGACGGUACGCUAGAGCUGAAGAACCAAAAAAACAAAUACCGUAAGAAGGCGAAAAAGGCAACGGCGAAUAAAACAGGCACGCUAGACGUCGAGGAUGCAAGUCUGCAUACGUUUAAGAGCCAUGAAAAUUUUGAACUUCAGCGUACCCCGAAAGGUACCGAUCCGACCAAUGAGCCGAAGUUCAUCUUUCCAAACAAUUACUUCGAGGAGGAGAACAACAUCUUCUACGAUCAGACGGUGUACGCUGAUGAGGCGGAACUGCCCUCACCGGAAAACAGCAUACCUUAUGCGUUGCGCAUCAAGGAAAAUCCCUUCACGAAGAACAAAGAGUUCUACUCGAUCAAUACCGGUCGGAUAUGGAAGCAGCUCAAUCUUGGCCAACAGCAGGAAGAGGACUCGAUACUAUCAACGGCAGGGCCACGCCUAGUGCCACCGCCGAAGGUGAAGAAUGAGUCCUUCAAAUCGAUGUCAUCCCGGGAUUCGGGCUUCAGCUUGACGUUAACCAAGCCAAAAAAUUUAUUCCGCCGCAAGUCGAAGAAGGCCACACUACUCCAGCGGCGUAAACCGCCAAAGUUGGCCGUCAGCCGAGAUGGGUACUUCAAGCGGGUAAUGGUGGUGCAGCGAAACUCGUCGAAACGAAAGAAAUCCAUUCGCAAGCAGCGUGUCGCCGGGAAGGAUAUCUUCCGGGAGUUGUACGACGAAAACUGGAGCAAGCUGGGCGAUGAUUUCUCUGCCGAACCGGAAGCUGCAGGAACGCUCGAACCGGAAGCACCGGACUUUGCGCGUGAUUUUGAAAAUUUUUGUAAUGAUCGCCGUUACAACCAGGAAAUACACGACCUGGAAGCAUUCUACGAAGAACAUUUGAAGCGUUUGCGGCAUUACUACAUACAGAAGAAGAAGAUGAACGAAGCGGCUAUUAAGGAGUUCUAUCGGGAUUAUGGUGCAGGUCGGGCCGCUAUACUCGGUACCGACAGUGCGAACGUUGGAGGCGCAGUUACUGCUGCCGUCCCGGCUACUGUUGGCGAACAGCAGGACGAAGAGAAUGACUACUAUGACACGUUUAUAGUGACAAAGAAUGAAACGAUUCGCUUCAAGAACAACGCACUCCAACAGCGGUACUUUCAGCAAACGGAUGCCGGUCUGGAAUUUAUGUUUCCCCAUCCGGACAAGCGCAAAAGUGGUGCCGUUGCAUCCGGAGGUUCCAUCGGAAUGGGGAAGUCGACCAAAGCAGGUAAAUCCGCCACCGGGAGUGCUCACUCGACGACGACGGCUAGUAGUCGGAAGCAACUUUUUCACGAAGUUCGCCCAUACGGAAGCCCUCUGGAACCACUGACCGGCGGUGCACAUUACACCGAGGAGGAGUUCCUGCGGAACAACUCGAGCCUGCUUAGCAAGCGUAACCAGUCGGUACAUGUGAAUCGCUACAAGGAACCACCUUCGUUCGUUUACAAGCGCUCGAUAUCGGCUCCCUUCGGUGACUCAAACUUUCAGCUGAGUACUGCUCCUGGAAAUGAGCUAAAGCGGAUACGAUCCUCUGGUGCGAUCCAGAACGAAAUUUCUCUAGCGAAUAUCUUCCCGUCGGUAAACGGGAAUAAAGCCAGCAGUGCACAGCGCCAUCGGUAUAUGGGGAAAAAUAACGAUGGAGUGGAUAACGAUGAGGAUCCUGAAGAUGAGGAUGAUGAGAACGAAGAGGAUGAGGAUGACGAGGAGUUUAGCGAGAAUGAGUUCUUGAUCAACAGUUUGGGUGAUAAUCUGUACUGUAUGCGGUGUGACAAAAUGAACAGUGAUUGUGAGUGUUUUGAAGGAUCGGAUUCGGGAUCGCCGAAACGGAAGGACUCUGGUCGUCCGAGUCGGCCACGGUUGAAGGGUGGUGCGAAAAGAGUGUACGGUCCAAACGGUGAGGUAGUGAUAGUUAGUGAGCAAGGUGAUGACGUACGGGAUAAGCAAUCCCGUGCAAAUGCCACCGAGAAUGGUAUAGGAAACGAUGAAGAUGAAGAUGAGGAGGAGGAUGAUGAUGAUGAGGAAGAGGAGCUGGACGAGAAUGAUGAAAACUACUGUGAUGUGUUUGAUUAUAACGAUAUCAACAUCAUACACGUGAACCACAAGAAGAAAGUGAAGCGAAAAAAGUCCAAAAAACGUACCGUGCGGAAAAACCAUUCGACGUUGCGGCGUGGCAGCUAUUGGGGCGACAUCACUCAAAAAGGAUACGAAAAGAAGCGAACAAGACUCUUGCAGCCAUACCUGUCCAAAAAUGUGCAGCACGGCAGUGGCGCUGGUGGUGGUGUAGGAGGUGGCAGUGGGGUCGGAAAUAACCCCGGUUACGUCAAUGACAUCCAGUCACAUCUUCAUCAUCCAGCAUCACAACAGAAGCAGAACAUCUUUGCCUCCUCGGGCAGCGGCGGUGGAGGAGGAGGUGGAGGUGGGGUCGGUGGUGGUGGUGGUGGUGGGAGUAGAGAUAGAAAUGAUCGUUCCGGUAGUGGCAGUGGCGGUGGCCAUCAUCAUUCCUCAUCGCAUCAGCAACGGGAGCAGCAGCAAUUGCAACAGAAUCGCACGCGUCGCAGUACGCAACGCAAAGUAACGCACAACGAGAAGCGCUAUCACUCAGCAACGGGACGACCCGAUGUGCUUCAGCCAGAAGAAGUGCUUCGGCCAGCGAUUGCACCAAGUUCGGGCAUCCCGGUGCAUCAGCACCAGCAUCUUCUACGACAACGUCAGGCACUGCUCUCGACAACCACUUCCUCCGGUUCCACUUCCUCGGGUGGUGGAAUCGGCGGCAUCCAGUCUGAUCACACCAGCAAGGAUCGACAACAAACGACCACCGUAACCAACAAUGUUGUGCCAUCGUUGGGUGGAGUGCAGCACGCCCCCCCACAACAACCCGGACUGUACUCGAGUGCACUGGUUGCGGCCGCCGCCGACGCACUGUUCAAGGCGAUGCGCAUCUCUCCGCAGCCGCCGAUCGUUGCCGCACCGGACUCUGCUGUGAUAAUGCGCCCGAAAGCGUAUCCCGAGCCAACGGUGGGCGUACAACCGCCGCCGGAAGCUGAAACGGAUCGGACAAGUAAUAAUCCGUCGAAUGGUGGAGCGGCUGAUGGCAAGAAUAGUAGAAAUAAUAGAAGAAUCGGACGGCACGAGAGUCGCUACACCAGUGAAGUACGCCAGGAAGCGGUACAACAAGCAUUAGCUGCACUAAAAAAUCGCCCCAAACCUAGCUUGCCAAUGCCAUCCAAACGAAGCUCGGUGCUUAACCGCAGUCCUGAGCGCGAUCAUGACGAUUCAGACUCCAGUACGGAAGAUGAAUCCAUACCGGAGGAAGGUUUGCUGGGAAGAAUUUCUACACCGGAUCGGGACAACUACAAUCUACCCCGUGAUCACAUACUCACACGGGAACCGAUGAAGCUGCCCUCGUCCCGGGACCAUCACCAUUCGCAGCCCCAACCUCUGCCGCAGCCGCCGCAAAAGCAAUCGUCGCAGCACGGAUCGCAGCAGCAAACCCACCUGGACCGGCGACCGCCUCAAACGAUUCCAACGCAGCCAGCGAAUACACAGCACGCGACACUGUCCGAUACGUCGAGUGCCGGUUCACCGCCAGCCGUGCACCGCAAUCACCAAUAUCAGAACAAACCGACUGGUUACGACAUUACGGAUCUGAACGAUUUCCAACCACACCAGCGCACACCGUACGCUGCACCGGACAUCACACAGUUCAGUGCCAAUACGCGGCGCGGUGCAGAUCGUGUGACGCGAUACGUAAAUCUGGCGAAUCAAGAACCGGGCGACACGAGCACUGCCGGCCGAUGGAAGGUGUCGGCCAAGAUUCAGCAGCUGCUAAACACAUUGAAACGUCCCAAGCGGCGACCACUGCCCGAGUUUUACGAGGACAAUGAUAUCGAGCUGGAAAUUGCCGCCAAUCCGAAAGAUCCGAAUGCACCGAAACCGGAAGGUAGUGUGAUGACACCGGUUCAGGGCGAACAGCUGAUCGUCCCUUCGGGUUUGCCGCGUACGCUGGAAGCUGCCCUGCAACGGUACGGUACGAGCUCGUUCAAGGCACCGAUGGCGACUGUGCUGGAUCCAAACGGGAAAAUGACAACAACGCUUACCUAUGGCAAGCUGCUAUCUCGUGCGCAAAAAAUUGCCUACGCUCUCUCCACGAAGGUCUUCAGCAAGGGACCGGAACAAGUAUCUCUCAAACCGGGCGAUCGUGUUGCGCUGGUCUACCCGAACAGUGAUCCACUGAACUUCCUCACCGCUUGGUACGGUUGUAUGUUCCGUGGGCUCGUUCCACUACCGAUCGAACUGCCCCUAUCGAGCUCGGACUCACCCCCGCAGCAAGUUGGAUUUUUGCUCAGCUCAUGCGGUGUACACGUCGCACUCACCUCCGAAGCAUGUCUGAAGGGACUACCAAAGUCAUCGACUGGUGAGGUAGCCAAGUUGAAGGGCUGGCCACGACUGCACUGGUUUGUGACGGAACAUUUGCCGAAGGUACCGAAAGAUUUUAACACUAACAACAACCGCAUUAGUGAAGAUUCGAACGCGUACAUUGAGUACACGACGGACAAGGAGGGUAGCGUUAUGGGCGUUACGGUAACGCGCCAAGCAAUGAUCAACCAUUGCCGAGCGCUAACGAUGGCCUGCCAUUACACCGAAGGGGAGACGAUCGUGUGCGUGCUUGAUUUUAAGCGUGAGGUCGGUCUGUGGCACAGCAUUCUCACGUCCGUGUUAAACGGUAUGCAUGUACUGUUUAUACCGUACGCACUGAUGAAGUUACGACCCUCCUCAUGGAUGCAGCUCAUCACGAAGUAUAGAGCAUCGUGCUGUUUGGUAAAGAGCCGCGAUCUACACUGGGGUCUGUUGGCAACUAAGGAUCACAAGGAGAUUUCCCUUUCGUCACUUCGGAUGCUGCUGGUAGCAGACGGUGCCAAUCCUUGGUCACUGUCCAGCUGCGAUCAGUUCCUGAGCGUGUUCCAAUCGAAGGGUCUCCGACCGGAUGCAAUAUGUCCGUGUGCAAGCAGCUCGGAAGUGUUUACUGUGUCGCUGCGCCGACCAGGACGAUCGGCAGCCGGUGGCUACAACCAGUCGGCAACCGGUCGUGGCGUUCUAUCGAUGUCCGCAUUAUCCCAUGGUGUGGUACGGGUUGAUAGUGAAGAUUCGCUUACGUCACUUACGUUGCAAGACUGUGGACAGGUUAUGCCGAGUGCUACGAUGGUUGUGGUCAGUGCUGACGGUUCUCCGGUUCUAUGCAAAACGGAUCAAGUUGGUGAAAUAUGCGUAACUUCUGGAUCGAGCGGUACAGCGUACUACGGUUUGGAAGGAAUGACAAAUUCUACCUUCAAGGUUCAACCUCUCCUUGAAGCACCCGUCACAAAGGAUGGUGAAACGAUUCCCGGCAAACCGAUCGGUGAUGAAGUUUACGUGCGCAGUGGUUUGCUCGGGUUCCUCGGUCCGGGUGGACUUGUGUUUGUAUGCGGUUCCCGGGAUGGUUUAAUGACCGUCACUGGCCGGAAGCACAACUCGGACGAUAUCAUCGCGACGGUACUGGCCGUCGAACCGAUGCGCUUCAUCUACCGUGGCCGUAUCGCCGUCUUCAGCAUUAAGGUGCUGCGGGACGAGCGUGUCUGUGUGAUUGCCGAACAGCGACCAGACUGUUCGGAGGAAGAAUCAUUCCAGUGGAUGUCUCGGGUGCUGCAAGCAGUCGAUUCCAUCCAUCAGGUCGGCAUCUACUGUUUGGCGCUCGUACCACCGAAUCACCUGCCAAAGACGCCCCUCGGUGGUAUUCAUCUGACUGAGGCACGUCGACGGUUCCUCGAGGGUUCACUACACCCGGCCAAUGUGCUCAUGUGUCCGCAUACCUGCGUAACCAAUCUUCCAAAACCACGCGAAAUUCACCACGAUGCCUCCGUUGGUCCGGCUUCGGUAAUGGUCGGUAACCUGGUGCAGGGUAACAGGCUUGCCUCUGCCCAGGGCCGCGAUAUCGGUCUGGCCGACGAUAACGAACGUAAGCAUCAGCUUAUUACUGGUGUGUUGCGAUGGCGCGCCAACUCAUCGCCCGAUCACGUUCUGUACACGCUGCUCAACUCGAAGGGUGCCGUCGCGAAAACGCUCACCUGCUCCGAGCUGCACAAGCGGGCAGAGAAGAUUGCCGCCCUGCUGCAGGAACGUGGCAAGGUGAACCCGGGCGAUCAUGUGGCACUUAUCUUCCCGCCCGGGCUCGAUCUGAUCUGUGCGUUCUAUGGCUGUCUGUAUCUGGGCGCUGUGCCGGUAACUAUACGGCCACCACAUCCGCAGAAUCUCAUCACCACACUGCCCACCGUGCGGAUGAUCGUGGACGUGUCCAAGAGUGGCAUCAUCCUAUCAAUACAGAGCAUCAUAAAGCUGCUAAAGUCGCGCGAAGCGGCCACAUCCAUCGAUCCAAAGAGCUGGCCAACCAUACUGGACAUUGAGGACAACCCGAAACGGAAGCUAGCCGCUAUCGCUAACAGUACACUCGACUCGACGGCCUAUCUGGACUUCAGUGUGUCUACCUGUGGUCGGCUAAGUGGCGUUAUCAUCACGCAUCGUUCCCUUUCGAGUCUCUGUGCCAGUCUGAAGCUAGCCUGCGAGCUAUACCCUAGUCGCCAUGUAGCACUCUGUCUUGAUCCGUACUGUGGCCUUGGCUUCUCCAUGUGGACACUGAUCAGCGUCUACAGUGGUCACCACUCGAUACUGAUUGCACCCUACGAGGUGGAAGCCAACCCUAGUCUCUGGCUAAGCACUCUUUCGCAGUACCGCGUUCGGGAUACAUUCUGCUCAUACGGCGUAAUUGAACUGUGCACCAAGGCGCUCAGCAACUCCAUUCAGGCACUGAAACAGCGCAACAUCAACCUCGGCUGCGUGCGUACCUGUGUGGUCGUCGCGGAGGAACGUCCACGCGUGCAACUGACGCAACAGUUCUGCAAGCUGUUCCAAGCGCUCGGUUUGAAUACGCGCUGCGUAUCGACCUCGUUCGGGUGUCGCGUUAAUCCUGCCAUCUGCGUGCAGGGUGCCAGCUCGGCCGAAAGUGCGCAGGUGUAUGUGGAUUUGCGAGCGCUACGCAACAAUCGGGUAGCGCUAGUGGAACGUGGUGCUCCAAAUUCGCUCUGCUUGGUGGAGUCUGGUAAGCUGUUGCCGGGUGUGAAGGUUAUCAUUGCCAAUCCGGACUCCAAGGGACAGUGUGGUGAUUCCCAUCUGGGAGAGAUUUGGGUCCAAUCACCGCACAACUCGAACGGCUAUUUCACGAUCUACGGCGACGAAACGGAUUACAAUGACCAUUUCAACGCCAAACUGGUGACCGGUUGCUCGACCAACGAUACGUGGGCACGCACCGGUUACCUUGGGUUCCUGCGGCGCACCGAGUGCUCCCAGGCCGGCUCAAUACUGGACGAAACCACACCGAGCAUAGCUAGUCGCGAUUCGGAUACCGAAUCAAUUCAUUCACAGGGUCACAACACAUUAAAUUCAACGACCAGUUCGAACGCAGGCAAUCCAGCAACCACGGCCGUGGCUGGUAACGAGCAGGAACUGCACGAUGCCGUCUACGUGGUCGGCGCCCUCGAUGAGGUAAUUACGCUGCGCGGCAUGAACUAUCAUCCGAUCGAUAUCGAGAAUUCGGUACUGCGCUGUCACAAGAAGAUUGCCGAGUGUGCUGUCUUCACCUGGACGAACCUGUUGGUGGUGGUAGUCGAGCUGGAUGGAAACGAAUCGGAAGCGCUAGAUCUGGUACCGCUCGUGACAAACACCGUGCUGGAGGAACAUCAGCUGAUUGUCGGUGUGGUCGUUGUCGUCGAUCCCGGCGUUGUACCCAUCAACAGCCGGGGAGAGAAACAACGGAUGCAUCUGCGAGAUGGUUUCCUUGCCGAUCAGCUCGAUCCAAUAUACGUUGCUUACAACAUGUAAACAUACACAAACACAGAGGCACACAAUUUGUGAUUGCAGUAUCGGCAGAAUCGGCAGCAUGCUCUCAGAAAAUCCUCUCGCCCGCCCCGGGUUUUUUUCCGCAGUAGCAUGGAAACGACGGACAACGUGCGUGCCUAAAUUGUAUAACACAAAAGAAAAACGCACAACGUUUGCUCACGGUUGAACCAGUAUAUUGUGUGUGUGCGCGUUAAAAAAAACUUUGUUUUUAGUAUUUGCAAGCGUGACAUGAAUAAGACAGGCUGAAAACACGCAGCUACGCAGAGCAGGAAGAAACGAAAUGCAGAGAGAAAGUGAGAGAAAGAGAUACAGAAAAAGAUACAGUCAAAUCAGCCAGUUUGAACCAUUUACGGGGGGCGUACUAUAACUAAGCCAUAUAAUUCUUUCUAAUCUUAUACGAUUGAUUACUACUACUGCCAAAACGGGAUGCGGGAAAAGGAACAAGCUGCUAAAAUACUGGAACAAAGGAAGACGUGAAAACAACCGACAAUUGACACGUGGAAACAAUCGGUGAAUGGUUGCACAAUAGAGGUUGUGUUGGUUUUGUUUGUCUCCUUCCCGCCUUUUAAAAACUCACUUCACAGCCAUUCUUAUUCUCUCUUAGUGUUAGUUUAAUUUCUUAGAACGAACGAAACUACCUGUUCGGGGUAACUAAUCGAAGGGUACAUUAGAAAGAGAGCGAAACAUCCCUUUACACAUGACUACCGUUCUUAUUGUAACGAACAAAAAAACACAAGAUGGUUGAAAGCUGGUCAGAGGAUAGAAGGAUAAGAAGUAUCCUUCUUGAAAGGUUUGGAAGCGAUAUGGCAGCCGUUUAGAAAAGAAGAUAAAUGAAAGCCGGACUUUCAGCCGGAUAUAUAGCACAGUGCGCACGCACACACACACACACAAUACAUCGUACCGUGGUAAGCUUUAUUCUGUACAUACAAUUAUAUUACAAGAGCAUUAGGCAAGCGGGACGAUAAUAAUUAGCGCAAAGGCGAAUGUACACACAUGCGCACACACAUACACACUUCCAUUUAAAGGGAGCGAUCAAGUAGGCAAAUUAGUAUGAGCUCUCGCUGUCACUCUCUCUCUUUCUCUUUCGUGUUGCGUUGUGAUCCUUUAUAUCGCAUAAACAUUCACUACCCUACUACUACUCGUCGUAGUAGUGUAAGUAAACGAUUAUCUUAUCUUAUCUUAUCGUACCUCUAGUGUGCACGUGUGUAGUGUAGUGUGUGCGUGUGUAUGUGUGCGAGCGCGUGGGAAUUAGGAAGUUGUUUUUUCUCUUUCACUGAAGGUAAUAGAAGGAACAUAUUGGCUUACACCACAUUUUGCUGCUCCACUGCUCUUACGACUGUCCCGUAUUGUAGGUUUACGCACGUUUACUGGGUAGAAUUUACACUAAAUACUUCCUUUUUUGUGAUUAUUAAGCUAGAAAACUGAACGGGCAAAAAUGUAAGAAAGAUAGAUGAUGCUCUGAUGGAGAAGUAGAAGAAGAAGAAGGACUAAAUACACGAAACAAAUUUUCCUUUCUGUUUCAGCAUACUUGUGGUAUGUCCUGUGUCCAUCCGUACACAUCCGUGUGCGUAUGUAUCUAUGCUGUAGAGAACGUUCAAACAAUACAAACCUUUUUUUUGUAAUUGUAGAUUAAACGCAAACCCAUAAACACAUACAUUUCGCACAUUUAACUAAUUAUCCUUUGAGCGACAACAAUUUGCUGUUAAACAGUAUUGCUUUGUGUUCUCAUAAUGUGUUCCAUUUUGUUUGUUCACACGCACACACAACGGAACAAUGGUUGUACACACACACACACACACAAAUGGUAGAGAAUACGACCUGUUGACACAUACAUACACAAGGAUAGUAGCAAUAGUUAACGCAGUAAUAUGUAGAGAGCAUUAAAGUGUAAUUAUUGUUUUGUUUGGUUCGAAACCCAAUUUACUUUUAAACGUCUGCGGCUCUAUUUUACUGCUUUUGUUUUCUCACAUUCUAGUCUGCCACCCCCCGCGAAAACUACCUUAUUUGCUGUAUGUACGGUAAAAGUAUUGAUUUAACAUGACUUAUUGUUUAUGCAAACAAAUUUUUAUAUCGAGUUUCCUCCGUACGAUAGAUCAUCCAUUACAUUUUAUUUUCUGUUCUUUUAUAGUUUCUUUGAUUUGCUUUUGUUUUAGUGUACAUUGUUAAGUUUUCCCCCCGUUUAGAAACACUGUCAAAUUUUGAUGAUUGAGGAUCGUCGUGUCGGGGAAAAGAAUCCAAAAGCAAAAAAAAAUAAAAAAAAAGAUUAGGAAAUGAACAGAUUGAGCGAAGAAAUGGUAGAAAAGACGCGACAACAUGAGCAUAUACAUUUAACGCACUCAAAUACCCAACUACUUAUUAGUACAUCUAAUCCAUCUUUCUCUAGUGCUCAUAUAUAUAAAGCAAAACAAAAACAAAACAAAAAAACACGAAACGCAAACAAACGAGUGAAGCGCAUUUGCGCCACAGAAUGCGUACGUUUUGUUUUUUCUUUUUUUUGUUUUUUGUCGAAUGAUAGAGAGAAUUUCCCGUGCUUGUCGGUUAUAGCUAGAAAUCGCAGUUCCAACUGUUGGUGUGGUUAGAAAAUGUACACAUACAUACAUAAAUACAUACACACACGCACACACACCAGACACCCGACUGCGAUCGUCAAUAGUGAGCAGGACCUGUUUAGCAUUAGAAAGGAAAAUAAAUGUAUUUCAAGAAGAAAAAAA
Molecule: messenger RNA, 16245 nt
Organism: Anopheles funestus (African malaria mosquito)
Lineage: Eukaryota; Metazoa; Arthropoda; Insecta; Diptera; Culicidae
Gene: DIP2
Product: disco-interacting protein 2
Exons: 19
Coding region: 4136-13516 (3126 amino acids)
Source: RefSeq, a predicted model, not a curated record